Chroicocephalus ridibundus (black-headed gull) is the source of this 2953-nucleotide messenger RNA. RefSeq names its product lectin, mannose binding 2 like (gene LMAN2L). Lineage: Eukaryota; Metazoa; Chordata; Aves; Charadriiformes; Laridae. The record is from RefSeq and is a predicted model, not a curated record. The transcript has 9 exons. Gene Ontology annotation, cellular component: endoplasmic reticulum-Golgi intermediate compartment; COPII-coated ER to Golgi transport vesicle; Golgi membrane. Gene Ontology annotation, biological process: endoplasmic reticulum to Golgi vesicle-mediated transport. Bases 37 to 1062 code for a protein of 341 amino acids. Gene Ontology annotation, molecular function: D-mannose binding.
UGGGCGGGCGGGGCGGGGCGGGGCGGUGCAGGGAAGAUGGCGGCGGCGGCGGGCCGGUGGCGGGCCGGGCUGGCGCUGCUGGCCGUGGCGCUGGGGCUGGGCGGGCCGCGGGCCGAGCAGACGGAGGAGCACCUCAAGCGGGAGCAUUCGCUCUCCAAACCGUACCAGGGUGUGGGCUCGGCCAGCUCGGGGCUGUGGGACCUGCUGGGCAACGCCAUGGUCAUGACCCAGUACAUCCGCCUCACCCCCGACGUGCAGAGCAAGCAGGGAGCCGUCUGGAACCGAGUGCCGUGUUACCUGCGAGACUGGGAGAUGCAGGUGCAUUUUAAAAUCCACGGCCAAGGCAAGAAAAACCUGAACGGAGACGGUUUUGCCAUCUGGUACACCAAGGAUCGCAUGCAGCCGGGACCUGUCUUCGGAAGCAAGGAUAACUUCCUGGGCUUGGGAGUGUUCGUGGACACCUACCCAAACGAGGAGAAGCAGCAGGAGGCUCAGAAGAGGAGGUACAGCCCGGGAAAUCAGCGCGUCUUCCCUUACAUCUCGGCCAUGGUGAACAACGGCUCCCUCACCUACGACCACGACCGGGACGGGAGACCGACGGAGCUGGGGGGCUGCACGGCCAUGGUGCGCAACCUCAACCACGACACCUUCCUGGUGAUCCGCUACGUGAAGAGGAGACUGACGGUGUUGAUCGAUAUCGACGGUAAGCACGAGUGGAGAGACUGCAUCGACGUGCCGGGCGUGCGCUUGCCUCGCGGGUAUUACUUUGGGACCUCUUCUGUCACCGGCGACCUGUCAGACAACCACGACAUCAUUUCGCUGAAGCUUUACCAGUUGACGGUGGAGCGGACGCCGGAGGAGGAGAAGCGGGACCGAGAGGUGUAUCUGCCGGUCGUGGACAACCUGAAGCUGCCGGGAAUGGAGGCGCCGCUGGAGCCCAUGAGCGGCCUGGCUCUCUUCUUAAUCGUUUUCUUCUCCCUCGUUGCCAUCGUUUUCGCCAUCGUCAUCGGAGUCAUCGUCUACAACAAGUGGCAGGAGCAGAGCCGGAAACACUUCUAUUGACUUGGGAACCGCACCCCCCCUCAUCCCCCCCCGCCCCCCCCCCCGCCGGGGAUGGCCCAUUGCUAGUCCUUGCUAGCCACGUCCCGACUCCCACCCAUCCUAGACUGGCCAGAGCGUGAUGGACCGACCCUCACGGCAGGGACCCUCGUGUCCCCCCUGAAAUCCCCAGCGGGAACGGCUGCAGCUUCUUACUGGGCUCCAGAACUCUCACGCUGCUGCCGGGGGAGUGUUCGGUGGGGGCGGGGGGGGGAUCCCCAGCGUGGCGUCCGACGGACUGGGAGCCGAGCGCCGCGGGGCCGGACCGAAGGAGCUUCGCUUUGCGAGUUGUUCAGGAGGACGGGGCUGUGCCGCGGGGGCGCCGGGGAUGCUGAGCCGUCUCGCUGCCGUACUGGGAGCCCCGACGCCGACAGAAGACGCCAGCUCGGCUGUGAAAUCCGUCUGAGAGGGAUGCUAGCGAGCGCCUGCUUUCCUCUCCGCACCCUUACGAUAACCCUUUGCGGCGUUACCGUAACCCUCGCAAACCUUUCGGCUCAAACCGUUUCGUAUCCAGGAGGGAUUUUCCAAGCUGUUCAUCCCGCUCCGGCUGCUUUCCCAUCUAUCUGUCUUUGGAGACCGGGCUGCUUUUCUUCGUACUUUGGAUUCCCCCCGCUGCCGUGCGACCCCUCUCUGUCCCGCAGGACGCCGAGGUUUGGUUUUUUGUUGUUUUUUUUUUUUAUUUUUGGGGCAGGGGAUGCUCACGGUUUUUCCCCGGUGGUGAGGCAGGUCGAGCUGGGAACCUGCCUGGCUGCCGGGCUCCCCCCCUUGGGGACCAACCGUUCCCCCUUUUGGGGACAAAGCCCCCUCCUCGCUGCGGGGUGUAGCGCUGGCUUCCCUAUUUUUUUUAUUUUUUUUAUUUUUUUAUUUUUAAGAACAAUUUGCUGCUGCGUCUGGGGGCUCGGCCCCUCUCCCCGCUCCGUAGGGUUGACGCCGAGCACGCUGCCGCCUCCGCGCGCCUCCCGUCCCGCACCCGUGCCGUUUUUGCGUGUCGUGUCGUGGCUUCUGGCAGGUUUUUUUUGUGUUUUUUUUUUUUUUUUUUUUUGCACCCCCCCACCCUCCCCGCCUCGGUGCUCGCUGCAUCCCCGGGGCCCCUCCGAGGAGGAGGAGGAGGAGGGAGCUGAGCCUCGCGGGGGCCCUUCCCCAACCUCUCGGAGCCGGAGCUCUCGCUGCCUUUCAGGGAGUCGUAGUUUCUUCCUACCUCAGUGACUGCUUUUGGUCAACGGUUUCUCCGCGUUUCUCUUGCCCGUCGUCACAGCCGCCUUCCCCCCCCCCCCCCCCGGCCGGGGACCCCGUGGGGUGGUGGCACGGGGGGCGCGGGGUCCCCGGCGGGACCCAGGAGAGGGAGAUACGAGGUCAGUUUAUCCCGGGGCCGUUUUAGUGGCUCUGGGGACAUCAAAAUGGCAAAUUUUUGCCACGCCGCCAGCCCCCGGCAUUGGCAGCACCCUCCUCGCCGGUGGCCCGGGGAGCUGUGUCCUUGUCCCGCUGCUUUCCGGAACGCUCGCACCCAGGACGGACCCCCAUGGAGGCGGGGGGGGGUGGUGGUGGGGGGCGUGGUCCCGGCAGUACCCAGGGGACGGGAGGGACACGUGUGGCCGGUGGGGUUUUUCGGCAGGAUGCUGUCACCGGGGUAGGUGGGAGCUUUCUUUUUUUUUUUUUCUUUCCCGAAGUGCCCGAUGGUGGUUGUGGUGUGAAAGGAGAGGGUUUUGUGGGGGUUUUUUUUUUGGGGGGUUUUUUUUUGGUUUUUUUUUUUUUUCCCUCUGGCCUUUUGCCUCUUUGCCUGAAAACCAGGAGCGAAAGGUGCGCGCCUCUCCCUGGAGCUGUAACUGGUGUCUCGGAAUAAACAUCGGUGUGUGUG